AGGUGAGCAAGGCGAGGAGCUCCGACAUACCGUAAGUUGCAUGUAUCACAUCCUGAACAGCUACGUGUCUGUAUCAAUUCCCGUUGUACAUGUGAGUUUUUCUGCACCAUUGUCUCAUCUGGUUAAUGACUUUAUACUUGACUAUCUGGCGAGUCUGUACAUGAUCUCGUCACUAGCAUCUUUAAUCGCUCGCACGGGGAAUAUGGUUUUGUUGUCGGCAAUCGCCAGACUACAUCCAGCCUGAGAGUCCCUCGCGGUCGUUAUGUGACUCGCUGGACUGU
This is a messenger RNA of Suillus subalutaceus, 281 nucleotides long. RefSeq lists its product as uncharacterized. The record is from RefSeq and is a predicted model, not a curated record. Lineage: Eukaryota; Fungi; Basidiomycota; Agaricomycetes; Boletales; Suillaceae. The transcript is spliced from 2 exons. The coding region runs from base 41 to 244 and encodes 67 amino acids.